AAACUGUGUGUGAACAGUUAGUUCUCUGUUUGCCCUGCGAGGUGUUACAGUGAACCCGUAUAUACGACGAUUGCAUUUACCAUUUAUUCGCUUGACUAAUUAAAUUGAAUAAAAAAGCUGAGAAUACAUUCAGUGACUUAGUGUUAAAUUCUGUUCUGAUACCAGAUUUAAUUGACGCAACCUAACAGAACGGAACUAAAAAAAGUGGUCUUAGUAGUAGGGGUUUACAAAACAGCCCCCACAAAUUCCGUUUGAAAUUUACAUCGCUAGCUAACAACAAGGAACUUUCAUGAGAUUAAACGAUAUCUAACCAAGGAUUUUAUCAAGUGGGAAGCCCUAAGUAGUUCACUAGUCCUCCAAGAAAGUGAGCUGGAAGGAAAGAACGAAGGAGCCAGGUAGCAAGAAAACAGAUGAUGGAAGGGGCAACAAUGUCUGAAGAAAGGGCAACAGUGUCGGAAGAAGAGGCAACAGUGUCGGAAAAAGGACAGAUAAUUGCCUCUGAUACUGGUAGUGAUGAGGAGUUAGGUGAAGCCUUGUCUAAUGGCAACCCCAUACCACCUAAGAGGGGAAAGGGAAGGCCCAAAGGAUCAGGCUCUAAGACACCCAAGAUACUGAGGGUACUAGACAAGCGGCCACGGGGCAGGCCAUGUAAAGUGGUUGACCCUAAUGCUGUUUCAGCAGAGCCAACUGCACCUCUGAAGCAUGGCCGGCCCCAAAAUGUUAAACAAACAAAAAAAAUGGGUAGGCCGAGAAAGAACCCGCUAUCAACCGAGGAGGAAGAAGAGAGAAAGAAACUGAAAAGCCAACCUAAGGGAUCAAGAGUGUGGAAGCCUCUCGGAAGGCCGCGCAUCCACCCCUACAUGGAUCCCCCAGCCACCUCUGCUGAGCCACGGGCAAGAGGCCGUCCACGCAAGGCAACAAUGGGUAGAGGUGCCCACUUACGGAAGAACCCACCUCCAACCUCUAAAGUUUCCAAGCCACCCGUUAUAGAUGGUUCCCCGCAAAAGAGGGGCCGCCCCUUAGGCUCCGUACAAGCAAACAAAGCCAAGAGAGCAGCAGAGAAGGAUAGGUCCAAUAGUGCACCCCCAGCCAAACAGGGGUGCACUGUUUCUCCAAUAGUAAAGCUUUACCGCUGCACCAAUGGUAAAGCAAAUGUGUUAGAUGAAGCUGCCUUCCAAGCCCAGAGGCGAAGAGGCAGGAGAACGUCUGUGAAAGUUGAUUAUACAACUUGUGAAUCAGAGAAGGAGGAAAAUGAAGAUGCAGAGAGAAAUGAGGACGAAGACUUGUCUCCAGUUGAAGAGGAAAUAAAACCACACAGUGGUCGUCACAAGGCUAGCAAACCUGGUAAGGUGGCGGCAGCUCAUAAAGAAGGUGGGGGUUGUUUCUAAGAGGCGGGGCAGGAAGCCUGGCUCAACCAAAAAGGUUUCUAAAGUAAAAGGAACCUAGGUGGAGCAGACUGAACAAGACAACAUACCUUGUUGCCGGGAAACACAAAAUAUCAGUAGCAUCUUGUAGGAUGAAUGGACAUGUUUUUAACAUUUUAUUAAUGGGAUAGCUCUUACCCAACUCUUUAGUUUUCUCAAUUAACCUACGUGUCUAUUUGCUCUUGCUAUUAUUUUUGAUGCUUUGUGGAAACCAUGUCAUUUUUUCCCCCUCCCCUUCAUAGCUUGAAUGAUGUGAAGACAAUUUCAUUGACAGUUGUUAAUAUAUUGGUCUGUGCAGACUUUUCCCAUUUGGAUACGGUUUCUAAUUCCAUGCGCAUCCUUUUGGUCAUGAUAUUCUCAUUGAGCUUUUACCGAGAUGUUCCUUCAUCUCCAUCCAAAAUGUUACAAUGUGGGAAAGAUCAUGAAUGUAUGAAUCAAUUGUCUAUUUACUCAUAUAGGUAAAUAAGAAGCUAAAAUGGGUUAAAUCAGUGUUUUGUUUCUUGUAAUAAAUAAAUAACAUACUUUUAA
Molecule: messenger RNA, 1952 nt
Organism: Salmo salar (Atlantic salmon)
Lineage: Eukaryota; Metazoa; Chordata; Actinopteri; Salmoniformes; Salmonidae
Molecular function (GO): DNA binding
Source: RefSeq, a predicted model, not a curated record